Molecule: messenger RNA, 3835 nt
Organism: Oenanthe melanoleuca
Lineage: Eukaryota; Metazoa; Chordata; Aves; Passeriformes; Muscicapidae
Gene: CLEC14A
Product: C-type lectin domain containing 14A
Exons: 1
Coding region: 96-1316 (406 amino acids)
Biological process (GO): cell migration
Cellular component (GO): external side of plasma membrane; extracellular matrix
Molecular function (GO): extracellular matrix binding; extracellular matrix protein binding
Source: RefSeq, a predicted model, not a curated record
GGGCAGCAGAGGCCGGCCCAGGCCGGGGCCGGACGGCAGCACACCGCAGCACACCGGCCCUGGGCCGGGCUCGGCAGGCUCAGCGUGCGGCCGGCAUGAGGCGGGCCGGGCCCUGGUGCCUGCUCCUGGCCGCGGCCUGCGCCCUGGGCCGGGCCCCGCGGGCCGCCGUGCGCUGCCCGCCCGCCGCCGCCUGCCUCAGCGUCCACCUGGCCGACGUCUCGUACGCCGAGGCCCGCGGAGACUGCGACCGGCGCGGGGGCAGCCUGGCCUGGCUCAGCGGCGAGCCGGAGCUGCGCCGGCUGCUGGGGCUGCUGGCAGAGGCGGCGGUGCCCGCGCCCGCGCUGCUCUGGGUCGGGCUGCGGAGGAACGCGUCCGCCUGCACCCGCGAGGAGCAGCCGCUCCGCGGCUUCUCCUGGGAGGGCGUCGGGGGCGGGACGGCCCCGCCGGAGGUGCCGGCGGAGCUCGGCCGGUGGCUGCAGGAGCCCCUGCGGUCCUGCGUCAUCGCCCGCUGCGCCGGGCUGCACCUGGCGGCCGAGCCCGGGGGCGGCCGCAGCUGGGGCUGGAAGGAGCGGGCCUGCCAUCUGAAGAGCCCGGGCUACCUCUGCAAGUACCCGCACGAGGGUGCCUGCCCCGACCUCAGUCCCGCGGGCGCCCUCCACCUCGACUACCGGCUCCCCUUCGAGGAGCGCAGCGGCGGCCCCGGCUUCAGCCCGCCGGGCACCGAGCUGUCGGUGGCGUGUCCCGGCGGGGAGGUGCGGCUCAGCUGCCAGCCCGGGCCGGGCGGCUUCGCCUGGAAGGCGGCAGAGAAGCCGCUCUGCCCCUGCCCCCUCGGCCGCAGGGGCCCGGACAGCGGGCGGUGCGCCGAGGCCGCCGGGUGCCGCGAUGCCGCCGGCGGCUUCGCCUGUGCCUGCAGCCCGGGCGGCCCGGACGGCGCUGCCUGCCCGGGCACGGCGCCAGCCCCCACGGCUGCAGGCGGCCCCGCGGAGCCGCCGGGUGCCAGGGCGGAGGGGCGCCGUCCUUCCAUCCCCACACCCGGCCGUUCCCCGGAGCCGCCCGCCACCACAGGGGCCGCCGCCGGCGGAGAGAAGACGGCUGGUCCGCCGCCCUCCUCCUCCUCCUCCUCUUCCAACUACGUUUUCAUCCUAGUGACGGUCGCGGUGGUGGUGCUGAUCAUCCUGGUCAUGACCGUGCUGGGGGUGUUCAAAAUCUGCUUUAACAAGAAAUCCGAGGGCCGCGGGGACAAGGAGCCGCCGGAGGCCGGCAGCAGGGCGGAGGCAGGCUCCGCGGAGCCCGGCGGAGCGGCGGGCGGCGAAUAGCCCCGGGCCGCCGGGGCCGCGUCCCUCGGGCUGCCCUGAGCAGCUGCUGCCAGCCCGGCCAGCGCUCGGCUCGCCGCGUCCCUCCUGCCCCAGCCCCGCUGCCGGCGGAGAGGCGCCGCGGGACUUGCUGGGCAGGCUUGCACAUCAUCACACGCAGGACGACCUUCUUUUGAGGGGAUUGAAGUCUUUGGACAGUCAGGAGUUUUUGUCGGUCUGAAAAUCAGUUAUUUCGGUGCUGAUUUCACUAAAAUAUAAAUAGAUCAGCCUGACCGACGGAGCAUUUUGCAGCUGCAACAAUUGUGCAUUUUUAUUCUCUCAGAAACUGUUCGUCGGGUGCCUUACUUGGAACAAGCGUAAAGUGGACCACUUUGAGCACUUGCAUCUUGUAAUUCAGAAGUCACUCUAAAGUACCUGAGUGGUACUUGGUGGCUUUCGUUUUCAAUCUAAUUGCUGGAACUAUUGGAGAGGUGAACUGCCAUAAUUUUGAAUGGAACUGCAACUCAUAUACUUUCAUACUGAUAUUCUUAAAAAUGAAAGAGCAUUUCUAUGCUUAGAAAGUCAUUAAACUGCUGAGGAAGUGAGAGGUUAAUGGGGAGUCAGUUUCAUACUUCAGCUGAUGAAAAGAGUAAAGGAUGAUGUAAAUCACUGCCCUGUUGUUAUUUCAUACUCAUUUUUAUUGUAGCAGAGAAUAAAUUUCUCAGUUACAGUUUUUCUCCUAAGUUGUGCUGUUACAAAACUUGCUUUCUGUAUGCAACAUGGCUCCCUUCGAAUCAGACAAGGUGCUGACACACCUUGCAAGAGGAGUUAACGUGAGUCCAAAUGCAUCAUGCAAAUCUCAUUCUCUUUAGUCAGAUAUAUUGUUUUCCAUGGAGUCCCUUGAGAGUAAGGAAAGAUUCACCGUUUGUGCCCUUUUCUAAAUGAGGUUAACACUUCCUCUGUGAUUUCCCUUGGGAAUUCCUGUAGAGGAGCUUUCGUCCUGGCUGCAGAACUUACUUUCUGUGCAGUUCAGAGUGCUUAUGCUCACUUAUUAUUAUUAUGGUUUUGGUUUUCAAUUAAAGUUGUGAUAUUAAAUAUUGAUUGAAGGUUUUCUGAGUGCAGUUAUACACAGCUAACUGGUCUCAUCCAGGGCUUUUGGGGUGGAGGGAUAAUACGGAAAUAUUCUCUUCCCUUAAGAGAAGUUUAAGCUCUGAAAUGUCUCUCUAAAUACAUUUGCUUGUUUGUUUGUUUUUCUCUCUUGGCAGCUGACAUUCUGACUACUGCCUUAAUUUUGUCACUUUAUCCUGUUGAGUUUGAAGAGCUCUAUUUAAAAAAUUAUGUGUAUUAUUAUUACCUAUUUUUCUUGCAAGCAAAGAUUUGAUGAUAAAUAUGGUGUAAACACCUGCUAAGGAUAAAGAAUUAUAUAGUAUAAGAUUUUUCUUUCCUCCUCUCUCUCCCUUUAAUGGUGAUAGGCAGUUGCUACCUGGGAACAGUCUUUUGCUUUUGAUGAAGAGGUUACUGAUAUUUGUGAGCCACCAGACUGACUGUAGCCAUAAAUUCCCUUGUAUCAUGACAGGAAUUAAAUCCAGCUAGGUGAGGAUGCUACUCAUUACAAGGUGACUCAUAAUCUGCAUACUUUUCUAAUCUUUAUCUGACAUUUGUAUUUCAGAAGGCAGGCAUUUAUCAUCUUGGGCAGGAGGCUUGAUUCUACAUUCAGAUGUGCACAGAUCUGGAAAAUGACUUAGCUAUUAAUUCCUUAUUUCUUAAUAACACUCCUGUUGUUAUUAACACUGUUAUUAACACUGUAAGUAGUUUCUUUUAUGAGGUGGUGUAUGUGGAGCUCUGCUGUCAGAGGAUGUAUAAGCAAAUAGCAACUGAAAUGAAUGAGAGCCUCUCUACACUAUUUUUUUCUAUGUUUUAGUCUUUCUCACAUAUCUGAACUGAUAACUGAACUCUUGAUGGGACUGUCCAGGUGUGUUUUUCUAAGCUCUAGAAACUACCUCAUUCUCUGAGUCUUACCAAGCACACAACUCAGUGCUGAGUUAAGCACCUGACUACUUAUUUUGGCAUCUCUCAGUAUGUGACAGACCUUUUAGUUAAAAUAUACAAGUUCUUGCCCUUGCAAGCCAUUCAUCUGUCUUGUAAUUCCCAUUUCGCUCUUCCUGUGAAAUCAUGUUUUGUUUUGAGAGUUCUUUUUCUCACACAAUUCAGAAUCAUCUGACAUUUUUCUAGAGGACUACACAAGUAUGUUCCCCCUGGCUCAUAAUUUCACUCAUCUGAAGCCAAACUAUUUUGCAUCUAAGGAUGGGAUCCAUCUUUCCAUGUGCAGACAUCUCUAACAGUUCAUCUAGACUUUUUUACUCAUCCAGACUCACUUAAUAUGUGCUUGCAAUUAAUCUCAUUUUAGACUAGAUGCUGAAAACAGGACCAAUGAAUUACUUCCUGAAAGUGGCCUUUCUCUGCACUGGCUGUAAAGAAGGCAUAUAGCCUUCUUAAAUGCCUGUAAAAUACACAUUUAAAAAUAAAUCUGAAAAAUCAGCUCA